GAUAAAAGAUUAGAAUCAGACGUUUUAGAUGCAAGGAGGACCUUAUAGCUGUUCUUAGGGUGGGAGUCUACCACUACCGCGCGUUGACAAACUUCUGGCGGCUCCAGAGUCCAGAGUGCAGACCCGCAGUAGGAACGGUGCCAUUGGUAUUGGUGUGAGCAGGAAGAAGAGUACAGCGUCGUUGGCUGCAAAGAAAUAAGAAUGUGAAUGCGGAGAAGUGUGUAGCUAAACAGUGAUUAACUCGACUCUCCAACUCAAAAUUUAAUUAAAAUUUUCAAAAAAAUAGGUUUUCUUCCCUGCUGAAUGACCAGUCAUCCAUGUCAAGCGGAUCAGUGAAGAAGAGGCCUAGGCGGUCGAGCUUACAGCCCUCCUCGCCCAUGGCGUCUCCCGUUUCUCCAACCUUUUGGAAAAAAGGAUCCGUUCUUCUUCCACUUUUUAUGGUCUUAUGCGUUCUCAUGCUAUUUUUCGUUACGCCGAAUACUUCGAGGAAAUCUAUGUUUGAGGUCUCUUCGACCCGAAUUUACUCAAUUGAAGUAGUCAACGAGUUCCCUCACGAUCCCAAUGCUUUCACGCAGGGGCUCCUGUAUGGAGGAAAUGACACCCUAUUUGAGUCAACUGGUCUGUAUCACCAGUCCUCAGUCAGAAAGGUUGUUCUCCAGACUGGGAAGGUUGAGAUUCUUCAUAAGAUGGAUUCCUCUUAUUUUGGGGAAGGCCUUACUCUUCUUGGUGAAAGGUUGUUUCAAGUGACUUGGUUGAAGAAAACUGGUUUCAUAUAUGACAGAUAUAAUCUAAGCAAACGUGGGACAUUUACUCAUCAGAUGCAGGAUGGCUGGGGACUGACAACAGAUGGGAAAAUCUUAUUUGGGAGUGAUGGAUCUUCAACACUCUAUCAACUUGACCCUAAAACAUUUAAAGUGAUAGGAAAAGGAGAUGUGAAAUACAAAGGUCAUGAUGUUUAUAAUAUCAAUGAGUUGGAAUUUAUAAAUGGUGAAGUAUGGGCUAAUAUCUGGCAGACUGACUGCAUAGCCAGAAUUUCACAUAAAGAUGGGACUGUUCUUGGAUGGAUUCUCCUUAACGAGUUGAGGGAAAAUUUAAUUGCAGCUGGGAAUAUUCAAAUUGAUGUUUUGAAUGGAAUUGCUUGGGAUAGAGAGAAUAACCGUUUAUUUGUUACAGGAAAACUAUGGCCAAAGCUUUAUGAGAUCAAAUUGCAUCCAUCAUCUGGUCCAUCUCAAGGGACCAUAGAGCAACUUUGCCUGCGAAAACCAUUCCGUUUUGUUUAGCCAUAGAGCACUUUGCUUGUGAAGGAGCUGACAUGGUACAAGGUGAAAAACUUCCUAAAGAACCUCAUUUUGUCGCUGCUGUACACACUCAGCCAACAUUUUGAUGCAAUGUUUAAAUGCACUUGCCUCCUGAGGUUUGAGUCCCAAGUUUCUAAAAGAACUAUUACCAGUUUUAUGAUGACAUUAGCAAGGAAUACUGGAAAAGAGUCGACUCAGCAAUGUGUGUGUGUGUGUGAGAGAGAGAGAGAGACUGUAUUGGUUAAAUUGGAUUUCACCAAACCAAAUUCCAAUUUCAUGUUAAAUGUCGUAAUUCUUGGAUAAGUGUGUACUUUUGUCUA
Messenger RNA from Nelumbo nucifera (sacred lotus), 1618 nucleotides. RefSeq names its product glutaminyl cyclase (gene QC). The record is from RefSeq and is a predicted model, not a curated record. Gene Ontology annotation, molecular function: glutaminyl-peptide cyclotransferase activity. NCBI's taxonomy places the organism in Eukaryota, Viridiplantae, Streptophyta, Magnoliopsida, Proteales, Nelumbonaceae.